UCUCAGUAACCAGCCGCGGUUCAACAUGGCGGCCGGCGUCUGUGUGUGCUGAACGGCAGCGCUGUUGUUUUCCUCCUCCCUCCGCCAUUCUCCGCGCACACGGCGGCAGGGAGCGUUCACUGUGCCUCCACGACCCCCUGACGCUCCCCUUCCCCGGCUGCUGCAUGUCUGCAGCUGAAAGGGGGCGUUUUACUGAUAAUUUCUUCACCUGUCUCUGCAGCACCAUCAAGUACCUGACCUACUUCAGGUCCAGGAAGAAAUCUCUCCAGUACUGCAAGAUCAAAGACCCCAAACUGGAGGAGAUGGACGAGCAGAGCGUGGAGGGCAUAGCGGAGGUUUUCAGAUGUUUCAUCUGUAUGGAAAAGCUAAGAGAUGCCCGCCUCUGUCCACACUGCUCCAAACUCUGCUGCUUUAGCUGUAUUCGGAGAUGGCUUACUGAACAGAGAGCUCAGUGCCCCCACUGCAGAGCUCCCUUGCAACUCAGGGAGUUGGUUAAUUGCCGAUGGGCCGAAGAAGUUACACAACGUCUUGACACACUACAGUUAUGCAGCCUUAACAAGCAUGAGGAAAAUGAGAAGGACAAAUGUGAAAAUCAUCAUGAAAAGCUCAGCGUGUUCUGUUGGACUUGUAAGAUCUGCAUCUGCCAUCAAUGUGCGCUCUGGGGAGGGAUGCACGGAGGACACACUUUCAAGCCACUUGCAGAAAUUUACGAGCAGCAUGUUACUAAAGUAAAUGAAGAGGUGGCCAAGCUUCGGCGACGGCUAAUGGAAUUAAUUAGUCUUGUUCAAGAAGUGGAGCGAAAUGUUGAGGCUGUACGAAGUGCUAAGGAUGAACGAGUUAGAGAAAUCCGCAACGCAGUGGAGAUGAUGAUCGCCAGACUGGACACUCAGCUCAAAAAUAAGCUCAUCACACUUAUGGGUCAGAAAACCUCUCUAACACAAGAAACUGAACUUCUGGAAUCACUUCUGCAAGAAGUAGAACAUCAGCUUCGGUCUUGCAGUAAGAGUGAACUCAUCUCAAAGAGUCCAGAGAUUCUUAUGAUGUUCCAGCAAGUUCACAGAAAACCCAUGGCUUCCUUUGUCACCACCCCAGUACCACCAGAUUUCACAAGUGAACUUGUUCCUUCCUAUGAUUCAACUACAUUUGUGCUGGAAAACUUCAGCACUCUCCGCCAGCGUGCUGACCCUGUAUACAGUCCUGCUUUACAAGUGUCAGGCCUAUGUUGGAGACUGAAGGUUUACCCAGAUGGUAAUGGAGUUGUGAGGGGCUACUAUUUAUCUGUCUUCCUUGAACUUUCUGCUGGCCUUCCAGAGACCUCUAAGUAUGAGUAUCGUGUGGAAAUGGUACAUCAGUCUUCCAAUGAUCCUGCUAAAAACAUCAUUCGAGAGUUUGCAUCCGAUUUUGAAGUAGGCGAGUGCUGGGGAUAUAACCGCUUUUUUCGUCUGGACUUACUCGCUAAUGAAGGCUAUCUGAACCGCGCAAAUGACACCGUCAUUUUACGAUUCCAGGUUCGCUCCCCUACAUUUUUCCAGAAGAGUCGGGACCAGCACUGGUACAUCUCUCAGCUGGAGGCAGCACAGACCAGUUAUGUGCAACAGAUCAACAAUUUGAAGGAAAGACUUGCUAUUGAACUGUCAAGAAACCAGAAAUCCAGAGGUAUAUCUCCACCAGACAAUCAUCUCAGCCCCCAGAAUGAUGAUGGUCCGGAAGCCAGGUCCAAAAAGACGGAAGCAAAUCUAGAAGCUUCUUUACCUACUCCAAGAGAGGCCGAGGAGGAUGAUGAUAAAAUCCUUCAUGAUGUCUUUAAUCAGCAAGAUCUGUCUGAUGGGGACUUAGAUGUGGACCUGGCGGGGGACGAUGAAGUAAACCACUUAGAGGGAAGCUGUUCCUCUGCCAGCUCCACUGCCACCAGCAACACAGAAGAAAAUGAUAUUGACGAAGAGACCAUGUCGGGUGAAAAUGAUGUGGAGUAUAGUAGUAAUAUGGAUUUGGAAGAAGGAGAAUUGAUGGAGGAUGCAGCCGCUUCUGCUGGUGCCGCAGCGAGUGGACAUACCUAUGGUAGCAGUAGAACCUCAAGACGCACUGGAACCAACUUGAGCGCCUCCAGCAGCAGUAGUUUAUUGGAUCUGGAUCCACUUAUACUUAUUCAUUUACUGGACCUUAAAGACCGGAAUAGUGUUGAAAAUCUUUGGAGUCUGCAACCUAGGCCUCCCGCAUCAAUCUUCCAGUCUUCAGCAUCCUGUUCUCGCAAAGACAGAGAGGCGCGCACACAGACAUCAUGGCGCGUGUCUCCAGACUUCAAGAUGCUGAAGAGGUACAAGUCUCAGGUCCUUGAGGUGCGCAGCAAGCUUUCUGCGGUGAAGAGCCAGAUAUGUGAAGUCAGGAGCAGUAGUGCUGGGCCUAAUGAAGGCCAAACAAAUGGCAAUGGGGAGCUGGACGCUUUAGCAACCGGAAGUGGGGAAGGAUGUAGCAAGUUACAGGAACUCGGAAUGGAGUUGCUUAGAAAAUCUUCUCUAGCAAGCUGUUACGUGAGAAACACAUCCACCAAAAAAUGUAAUUCCCCCAAGCAUUCACGAACCAAUGAAAGAGCGGGAAGUCUUUCCUUACGGAGAGCAGUUGACAAUGGGGACAGCAGUCAUCGUGCCAAAGGAGAAUGCCAAGCUCCAUCUGAAGCUUGUGGCACUAGCGCCAAAAACAGCAGCAGACAUGGAUCACCAAGAUCUCUAGGUAAUGGAAGUCCUGAGAUACCAUCCAGCUCUAAGGCAGAAGAUAGACAGCCUGACCUCCUCAGUGCCGAAAUCCAAGCCAUGUGCCUGGAGAAGUCUAGAAAAAUUGUUACAUUGGGAUCAAAUUCAAAAGGAUGGAGUGUAAAGGAUACUGUACAGCCUGGAAGCUUAGACAGUGAUCAAGAUGCAGGUGAAAUUAACCCUAUGAUUUCAGAAGGAGUUUCAUCGUAUCCAGAUGAAGCUGGUUUAUGCUCCAAGCAUGUUCUUCACAUUUUGCCAGGAAUGAGUAGUGACAGCGACAUUGAGUGUGACACUGAAAAUGAAGAGCAGGAAGAGAGUAUAACCUGUGGCAGUUUUAAUGACCCUUUCGCAGCACAGCCUUCUGGUGACGAUCAAUCCUGUCCUUUUCCAGAUGAGAACAAUAUAAGCUCAGAAGACCUUCAUUUUGCUGCUGGAGACAACGGUGGAAGGUAAUCUGUGAGAACGUUAAGACAUCUCCAACUGAGCUGAAGACCACAAAACACUAGGAAAUUUAAGACUUCAUCCAAUCUAGGGGGCAUGUUCACUGCUGUAACAUAUUUAUAGAACCAAGGAUGCUACUCAACACUACACACAAGUCCUUAAUCAAAAGUUGUCACGGGCAGUAAAUAUGCAGGAUUAGUCCAGUGCAUCCGGCAUGGAAAUCAUUAUGUACAAUUGGAAUGUAAAUCAUUCCAUGCUUUCACAGUAUGCACCAGGGAAGAAACACUUGAUGGUUGUCUCUUCUUUGGAAGUCCUAGGUGGCUCAUGUAUGAAAAUUACAUCUUGUAAAAAGCAUUUAUGCUUGAUCUCCAGGCAGAUAGUGGUUUGCUAGACUUGGCUGACAGAAGCUAUACCACGCUGGGACUGUCCAUAGCUUUUGUGAGGACAGCACAGUAGAUCUAUAUUAGGUCAUAGCCAAGGACACAUUCUCGCGUUCUUAGAGAUGUUUAAUAAUUGAGAUAAAAAUCCAUGACAAACAUUGUCUUUCCGGUCCAGCACUGCACUAAUCCUAAAGAAAGCUCAAUUCUUUCUCAUUUGCAUGGCUGCCAAAGGAGUGUGAUCUGUAUAAUAUUUAAAAAAAAAUUGCCAUUUUUAGGUUCUGUGUCUCUAGAAAUACUAAGGGCAAUAGCGAACGGCUUCUCCCUUUUAAGAAAAACUGUAAUGUUAUCAAGACAUUCUUAGUAGAUAGGUGCUAGAAGACAACCAGCAAUAAAUACACUUGCAGCUUGA
Molecule: messenger RNA, 3977 nt
Organism: Bufo gargarizans (Asiatic toad)
Lineage: Eukaryota; Metazoa; Chordata; Amphibia; Anura; Bufonidae
Gene: TRIM37
Product: tripartite motif containing 37
Exons: 25
Coding region: 165-3200 (1011 amino acids)
Biological process (GO): protein autoubiquitination; negative regulation of centriole replication
Cellular component (GO): peroxisome; aggresome
Molecular function (GO): zinc ion binding; tumor necrosis factor receptor binding; ubiquitin protein ligase activity
Source: RefSeq, a predicted model, not a curated record